AUGAGUCGCUUGCACCUGGAUACCACAGUUGGAAACCAGAGGUAUUCCUUUAUGGAAACACCAGUCGAAAUGCACCCAUCCUAUCAACGGAAUCUAUCGACUCCCCCGGAACUAAGUGCGCCCCCGCAUCCCGUGGAAGAACCCCCGGAGCAACGGCGAGCAUGGACAUAUGCACCGAGUGAGAAAGAGCCACAAUUUCAAAAUCGGGGAAUAAUCCCAGACCAUGCCAACCGUCCGCCCAUCGAGCAGCACCCAGCCAACUAUGCGCCCAUAGCUCGGAACCAGCAGCAACAACCACCACAACAUAACACUUCAAUGUCUCCUCAGACCUACGCGAUUGCGCCCAAGCAGCAUACCACCCAACUUUAUACCCAGUCGUAUACCCAAUCGUCUACAAACAUAGCCGAACAAAGUCGCACCAUCACUCAAGCAUAUGCAAAUCAGUCGCAUACAAACAUACCCGAGCAACAGCACCGGUGGAACCAACAAGUUGGCAUGACCAUAUCUCCUCGGUAUGCGAACGUACCUCAACAACACAGCACCACAAUAUCUCCCCAUUCAUAUACAACUCAUCCAUAUGCGGCGCAGUCAUACACCCACGUCCAGGACCAACAGCGCGACACCGAACCAUCCACCCGGCAAUGUGUCUCGUAUCCCGAAACCCCCAGCUCACCCCCGAUCUCGCCAGGGCCACUGCCACUGAAGGUAAACCCUGAAGCGCCAGCACGAAGCGAAACCAUGUCCAUCGUUCCAGACGAAAAUCCCCUCCAGUCACCCAAGUCACCAUAUUUCCCUCCACCCACUACAGCGGCGGCAUCGCGCACUCCCCCACCAGACGACCUAAGUGCGUACCACCAUCCCGGCCAAUCAAUGCAUCCAAAUCAGGAGAUGAAGGGAGGAGGAUGGAGCAAUGGAUUGUGCGAAUGUUCGAAUUUCGGAAUCUGCUGUCUGGGAAUGCUAUGUCCAUGCAUUCUGUAUGGGAAAACUCAGCACCGACUGUCGAUGAAAUCGAAAAAGGAGGACCCUACAAAUAUGCUCGGUUAUGAGACAUGCAAUGCGUCGUGCACGGGUAUGGGAUUGCUAUGCGGAUGUCAAUGUAAGCCCAAGUCCAACUUCAGUCUGGUUCCGAGUUUGGGUGAAAUCUGCAACCCGGCCGAGCAACCGUGA
Penicillium robsamsonii is the source of this 1167-nucleotide messenger RNA. RefSeq names its product DUF614 domain protein. The record is from RefSeq and is a predicted model, not a curated record. Bases 1 to 1167 code for a protein of 388 amino acids. Lineage: Eukaryota; Fungi; Ascomycota; Eurotiomycetes; Eurotiales; Aspergillaceae. The transcript has a single exon.